Molecule: messenger RNA, 2323 nt
Organism: Scatophagus argus
Lineage: Eukaryota; Metazoa; Chordata; Actinopteri; Scatophagidae
Product: nucleolin-like
Exons: 14
Coding region: 129-1802 (557 amino acids)
Molecular function (GO): RNA binding
Source: RefSeq, a predicted model, not a curated record
AGUACACGCAUGCGCAAUUCGUAGUCUGAAAACGGUCGCAUGUGGAUGUUUUCAGCUCGACCCACGUGUUCUAACUGGCUGGAGCUAUUCGUACGAGCUUCUGAUUGUGUGCUGUUGUUGCGUAAAAUAUGGCAAAGACAGACGCUAUAAGGCGUCGAAAAAGACAAAGCAAAGUUGUCGCCAAUGAUGCUGUAGAAGAGGACAACAUUAACACUGAUUCUCAGAUGAACACGGUCAUUGAAGUCAAAGGAAGUAAGUCCACUGUAACUGUGUCCUGGGACAAGAAGAAUGAGGAAGGAGAGAUGGAUGAUCCAGAAAUGAGAACCAGUGCAAGCUGUCAUAUGAUGGACAUUGAAUCUCAGAUGGACACCGUGGCUGGAGAAACUGAAAAUACAUCCACAGAAACUGUAACCAGUGAGAAAAAGAAUGAGGAAGGAGAGAGCAAUGAUAUCAAAAAGGAAACCAACGGAGAGCAAAAGAUAAAAAGAAAAGAAAAGAAAGCAGUAAAUGGGAAACGGAAGACGCCCUCUACCGUUGAAAGCUCCCCAUCAAAGAAAGCUAAACUCAUCAAUGAUGGUUUUUGUCUUUUUGUUGGAAACCUGAACAACUCUAAAACAUUUGAAGAAGUCAAAGACGCAUUAGGGAAGUACUUCAUGGCGCAAAGUGUCCUGGUGCAAGACGUCAGAUUGGACCGGUCCAAAAAACAUGCAUACUUAGAUUUGGCCUCAGAGAUGGACUUGACCAAAGCCUUGACGCUACAUGGAGAAAUGGUACUGGAUAAACCAAUGAAAAUCGAGAGAGCGAAGAUCAAAAAUGCGGACAAGGUGAAAGCGAAGGUUCCAGCCGAGGACAAAAAAGCAGCCACAGAUGCCAGAUGUUUGUUUCUGAAGAACGUCCCAUACAAUGCAACAAAACAAGACAUUCUGAAAAUCUUCCACAAGGCUGUCGACGUCAGGUUUCCUGGUGGAACUGAGAGCCCAAAUAAAGGAAUUGCCUUUGUGGAGUUUAAAAAUAAAACCAUUGUCAGGAAAAUACAGCGGAAAAAACGCGUUCUCAAAAUCCAAGACCGGGUUUUGACUGUAGACUUCGUAGGAGAAGCAAAUCAGCUGAAAGUCACUAAAACUGAUGACGACAACACAGCUGCAGCUCCUCCCAAUAACACUUUAUUUGUGACCAAUUUGUCUUUCGGUGCGAAACAAAAAGACCUCAGGAAUGUUUUUCAGAAAGCUGUUAGUAUCACAAUACCUCAAAGCAAAGGCAAAUCAAGAGGAUUUGCAUUUGUGGAGUUUGCAAAUGUGGCAGAUGCUGAAAAGGCCUUGCAGUCAUCACAAAACAUGAAGAUCAGCAAAAGAGAGGUCAGAGUACAUUUCUACAAAAUGAAAGAGAUGUCACAGAAGGCAAAAGUGCUGACUAAAACACUGAUUGUGAGAGGCCUUGAUGAGAAGACAUCUGCAGAGACCCUUAAAAGUGCUUUUGAAGGGUCGCUUAGUGCAAGAGUCAUUGCAGAUAAAGAAACAGGAGUGUCAAAAAGGUUUGGUUUUGUGGACUUUGAAACUGAUGAAAACUGCAAAGCUGUCAAAGAAGCCAUGGAGGACUGUGAGAUAGAUGGCAGCAAAGUGACUGUGGCUUAUGCAAAAUCCAAGGACGAAAAUGCUUCCCCAAGAGCCAGAGAAAGCACCAAGCGACAUCCUGCUGGACAGCCUGCCGAUCAGAGGGCUGCCAGAGGUGGAAGAAGCAGCAGAGGAGGUAGAGGACGUGGAGCUGGCAAGUCACAGGAUGCUGUUAAACAAAUGGAAACUUAAGGCUAACUUUCCAGGGAAAUGUUAUCAUUCCGAAAUUUUAUUUACCUGGAAACAUGUAUCGGGUCAAGAUGCUUUGGAGUUUGGUUGAAUUUGCAGAAUGUACAGAAAAUUUGUACACUGUUAGUAGUCCUACCUGAUUGUAGGACAUGUGACACCUUUUAAUGUCAGCUUUUGUGUUUUGUGUACUUUAAAACAGUGGUUCUUAAACUUUUCCCCAUCAAGCACCCCUAAACUGGCACAAAUUGGACCAUGGACCCCAUUCGAUUAGAUUUUUUUUCUCGGGGGGUCCCCCUUCUGAUUAGAAUUUUACUUUUCACUGUUUUAUCACAAAAAAUGUAUGAAAUCUGUAACCAAAAUAUCCACGUGUUCUGUUGCUGUGUUGCUUAUGGAUGGAAUUGUAGAGAAAAUACUGUAUUCCCUUUUUUCCCCUGUGGACCCCGCUUUGAGAGCCACUGCUUUAAACCAUUAUUUCACCCAUGUGUAAUUUUCCAAUGUGAAGAUAAAUAUAUUUUAAAACCAAA